Messenger RNA from Poecilia reticulata (guppy), 1463 nucleotides. Its product is annotated as ADP-ribosyl cyclase/cyclic ADP-ribose hydrolase 1. Lineage: Eukaryota; Metazoa; Chordata; Actinopteri; Cyprinodontiformes; Poeciliidae. Gene Ontology annotation, biological process: positive regulation of B cell proliferation. Gene Ontology annotation, cellular component: plasma membrane. The record is from RefSeq and is a predicted model, not a curated record. Gene Ontology annotation, molecular function: NAD+ nucleosidase activity, cyclic ADP-ribose generating; phosphorus-oxygen lyase activity.
AAGUCAUAGUAAGGAGACGAAAACAACCUCAACAACUCUCAGUCCUUUAAGGAAAGUGUUGGAAUGAACUAUCGGACAUACCAAUAAGUUGGAAAUCAAGAACCAACUGCUUCCCAUUGUAACUGUGGGAGCAUUUUGCAGGCUAAUACUAGGAAAUGGAAGGUGGUUUACGGUGCGACCAAGCGUUCCACCAUUAUGCCUUCCGUUACAUCGGCUUGCUCCGUAAUAUUCACCAUAUGGAUUAUUGUGCCUCAGCUCUGCCUCUGUCCAGUACAAGCCACGUUUGGGACAACUCCAAACAUUAAGCACAUCGUGAUAGGAAGAUGCUUCACUUACACCACACUGAUUCAGCCCGGCUUACGGUACGACUGUGAGGAGAUCUGGAGGCAGUUUGAGAAGGCUGUCGUCCAGCAGGCCUCUUGCAAUGUGACAGAAGAGCAUUAUUUUGAGAUGUUUAGCAUGAUGCCACAGGUCUGGCCCUGUGACAGGUUUCUGUUUUGGAGUAAAACCCGGAUGUUGGUGCACAGCUAUGCGGCUGUUUUUCGGCACUUCUGGACACUGGAAGACACGUUGGUUGGUUUCCUGUUCAACGACCUGAUCUGGUGUGGCCAGGAGGAAGACUCUGACUUCGAUUUCAACUCUUGUCCAGCCUGGUCAACAUGCAGAACCCAUCCUGUUUACUCUUUAUGGAAGCGAGCCUCACAAAAUUUUGCCGAGAUGGCGUGUGGGAACAUUACCGUGUUGCUGAAUGGGUCUAUUACUGAUGCGUUCAACAGGAAGAGCAUGUUUGGAAGCGUUGAACUGGACAGCCUGAAUCCUCAGAGAGUGAACUACGUCAACAUAAAGGUGGUGACAAAUCCAGAGGGACCGCACAUAGGAUCAUGCGGUCGAGGAUCUAUCGUAGAGCUCAUCCACAUACUCCGGUCACGAGGUUUCCGCUGGACCUGUACCAACAGUGACCUGACCUUGGUGAUGCUUCAGUGCAUCCAGGACCUAAAUCAGCCCAGCUGCCAGAUGUUGCCAAGCAGCAUGUUGCAACAAAAGGACCAAACAUCCACAUGAAUCAUAUUUUGAAACCAUGUGUCAUAAUCUGGUGUUGGUAUUUUAAGCUUUAAAAUAUACCUUGCCUGGUAGUGAAACUAAUUUAAUGGCUGAUAUUUUCUUUCCAAACCUUCCAGAGAUGGAAAAGGGGGCAAGAUUAAAAAAGUUUAAACUUCUGCCUACAUCUUUUUCCAAACAAAUACUUAUCUAAAUAUGCUUUGUUAGCGUUAUAGAUUUUUGUAUCAAUGUUUAGUGUUUAACCUCUGCCUUAUGUUUAACAUUUGCUAGAAGAAGUGGGUCUUUUUUAGCUAACACAUGCACACAGCUGCAGCUUACUGAACAUCACAGAGGUUUCAGGUUUUAGGUGCAGCAAUAUUGUGGUAUUUAAAUUGUCAAUGUGAAUAUGUUUGAAAUAAAUAAAC